Homarus americanus (American lobster) is the source of this 14378-nucleotide messenger RNA. RefSeq lists its product as uncharacterized. The coding region runs from base 313 to 11901 and encodes 3862 amino acids. The transcript is spliced from 27 exons. The record is from RefSeq and is a predicted model, not a curated record. Gene Ontology annotation, molecular function: calmodulin binding; microtubule minus-end binding; spectrin binding. Gene Ontology annotation, cellular component: microtubule minus-end. Gene Ontology annotation, biological process: negative regulation of microtubule depolymerization; neuron projection development; cytoplasmic microtubule organization. NCBI's taxonomy places the organism in Eukaryota, Metazoa, Arthropoda, Malacostraca, Decapoda, Nephropidae.
AAAUAGUCAGCAGCUGGAGGAGUGCGUGUAAAUACUAGUCUGUGUCUGUGAUAACUGUACAGUCCGAUGUACCAUAACUUUUUAAGCCGUUUGGAUACCUCUAUAACCUGCAGGGAAGAGUUUACAUAUACUGUAUGGUCGUGUCUUGUGUAAAGUGUGUGCCUCAAUCUCGGCAACUUGAGAGGUUAUAUUGAUGAUACUUAUAACUUGGUGAGAGUCCCCCAUUGUGAGUGAUGUGCUGUCUGUGUAAAUCAUGACACGAAACACGGCAGUCGGUGCUGCAUGUGUACUUAACCUGUUGACACUGAGUGCAUGAGGAUGCGGGACUUCUUGAGGAAGAGUCCCUUGAGAGUGAGCGCGGGGUCAUCCUCAGGCGGGCUGAAGAUACCGUCGCGCCCCCCGGCGGUGGAGCACACCAGUAAGGGUAAAGAUGGGUCGGGGGUGAGCAAGUUUACGUCGGUUAUGAAGAUGCGGACCUUCCGGGGUAGCGUGAGGAAGAAGGUGGCCGAGCUGGAAGCUCAUUCCUCCCUGAAGGUAAAUACGAAGGAAAGUCGUCCCCACCAGGAUGAUAGCAACAAGGCCAGCACCGCCAGUCCUCCUCAACCCGAGAGAGUCACAGGGAACAGUCCUACGGUGGCCCCGCUGCCCACACACUACGAGGAGGCUGACGGUGAUGACCAGGACGGAGGGGAAGGUAAGGUCUACCAACCCUCGCACCCGUCGCCUCAAGUGGGGGAGGCGGAUGGGAAAGCUGAGGAAGCCAGUAAGGACGAGGAACACACGGAGUCCGAGGCGGAGAGUGUGUACGAGUCCCGCAAGCUGAUGUUGAGGCGGGUAGUGCAAAAUGAGGCUCAGGAGGUCAAGCAAGGUUACACCUCCAAUGACCUCUCAGACGCUGACUCCUGGGCCGACCUUGAGGAGAACUUCGCCAAGAUUUACGAACCCAUCCCCUUUCGGGUUCGCAAGGAGGCCUGGCACAACAUGAACAAGGAUGAGCUGCUCUACAAUAUCAACAGCCAAAGAAUGAGGUCACACCUGAAGUACAUGAGCAGGAAGGAGAUUCUCCAAGAGAUUGAUAACGUGCGAGAGCAUCCGGUUCACUUCGCACAGAACUACGGUGAACCCAAGAGCUCGGGCAAGAAGGUGCCAACUGGCCAGUGUCAACUGACCACCUCCCCGCGUCAGCAUCAGGUGGUGGUCGAGGUUCACCAGCCACAAAACCCAGAAUACCAGAGUGACACUGACAGUGAGUUUGGGGAGACAGAUUACGUGACCCGGUCGGAACUGUACCGCAACAUCCAGAAUCUACAGAACUCUUUGGCCAGACACAACAGCUUGCUGGUGGAGGAAGACAGUCAGUCGUGGAAGUCGUUGCCCAGCCAACCCGACGACCCUGUUUACAUAUCCCGUUCAGAGAUCUUGUCCAAAGUUGACCCGACCUACGGCUCGAGGCCUGAGGUCGCCAGGCCUCGGGAGAUGAUGCAUAAGGGUGGCAAGGGGAACGCCUAUUUGUCUCGCUCUGAGAUACUGACACGUCUGAAAGAGAUGCGGGAGAGUGAAGAUGAGCGCGGCCUCUCGCCCACCAACACCGCCGACUCCAAUUGGGACUUGUGUUCUUGUGUCUCUUGUGAGCAGUGCGGCGCCGACAACAGCUCGAGCUCUGAGGCCGAGUGCCAGUGUGGCGCCAAGCAAGCCAGAGGCAAGAGACAUGAAGAGCCCACUAGUCCCCACAGGCUCCCCUCGCCCGGGGACCGAUCUCUUCUCUCCCAAGAUUCCUGGUCCAACGGAGAGUUCGAGAAAAUAUAUGAGCCUCUGAACGGCCCUGCAAUAGCGCAGCGACGCGACUUCCUCGUCAAUCGCACUUUAGAAGAACAAGAGAAACGCCUCCGGACACUGGCUCAAGUGGAGGAGUAUCAUUCUGCUGGUGGUAAAAGUAAAUAUCUUCCAAUCGAUGUGUGGAGCCUGAGCGAGAGUGAAGACGUGUACGAGUCUCUGGCACGUGUGGCUCGCGUGUCUUUACGGGGUGGAAUCACCACCACACUGACCCCGAUCACUAAAAAACGCAAAAAAAUUGGAGAGGGUGUUAGUGGUGGUGACCCGGAACUACAGCGACGCGUGCGGGAGAUCAUAGAUGGUCAGAAGCAGAUCAACACUACCACCAGGAACAAGGUGAUGCAAGCCAUCACUGAACACAUACAUCACCACCUUGAUCUUGACGACUUUGAAGAUGAGGAAGAGAGGAAUCAUGAGAUAAGAGUGCGGCUGAAGGAGGCAUUGGCGCAGGACUGGGAGACCCUCAGCAACAUCAACCUGGGUCACAUUUACGUCCCGAUGGAGGAGAGUUCCAAAAGCUCUAAGUUAGGGAGCAGAGAAAACACUGACUAUGACACUUUUGGCAGCAUCGAUUCACUCAUUUUCGAGCCAAAGGUUUCGGCCAUCACGGAGGUGUCAGAUGAGGUGACCGUGUCUAGUGUAUUGAGCAACAGCAUCAGCACCGACAGCCUCCUGGACAAAGCUCUCGAGCAAACACACGACACAGGUGACCCUGCAACUAAUGCCAUGAAGUUGCUAGAUGAUGCACUGCAACAAGAAGAAAGGAAGGAGCAAAAUCUUAAAGAGGAGGAGGAGAAGGAAGAAGAAGAAACUCCAGUUCCUACACCAACUCCCUCUACACCAGUAGCAGAGAGUGAGCAGGAACUACCCAUCUACGACACAGACGAUGACCCCCAGCCUCAGGAACACCAAAUUCAAGAUAUCCAAAGCAUCUCUAGGGACAACCCCCUCAACAUGAAGGAACAUCCGUGGCCUUGGAGUGUGAGCAGCCAGGACCACCGUGGAGGCUCCCAGUCCGUCAAAGACCACGUCAAGUUGCCCCUCAAGCAGAAGAUAUACAACGGCCUGAUGGGGUUGGGGUUUUUAAGGUUUGGCUCCAAGGAAAACAUAAAAUCACCUGUUCUUGCCAACGACCGAGGCAAACACACAAAUUUCGAGGUUUCUGGCACAGACACCCCGACAUCGGAGGAGUCACACAAGUUGCCUGUGAUGAUGAAACUCCAACGAGAACAGUCUCGGAAGGACCAUCACGGAUACGAGUCAUUCAAGAUGGAUUUUCAGCGGCUGUCCGGCAAGAGGUUGCCCAGCGAAGAGGAUUCAACCUACGACUACCACCCAGACCACAACGAACCUCUGUACCACGGCGGCACCACCACCAGCCACGAUACAGCCGACUCCGAGACGGACAGCGUGACCAGUCUGGAGAGCGUCAUCUUCAAGGGCAACCUCGCGGAGAAACCCGGCGCCACCGACCACGAGGACAAGAAAAAGAAGAAAAAUUUAUUUCGACACAAGUAUGUCGUAAACCAAGAUAACGAGUCCGAUACGAGUGAACUGAUUGAGAACAAGUCGAUGAGUCUAAGUACUCAGCCUUACCUGGACUCUGACACCUCGUGGGAUUACAUGGAGGCGGUGGACGAGGAGAAGGCAGCCAUGCAAAGGUACGCGGCUGUUAUGGAGGCACAGGCCGAGAGGACCUCGGUGACUCCCGGCCCUCGAGUGGUGGGCAACAUGCGCAGAAAACACAUAUACCAAGGUGUAAACAACAUCGAGCGCUCACAAGCAACUGUGUCUCCUGAAGGGGGGAAGUCACCUCUCCCGACAACUUCUGAGGAAACUUUGCCAAAUGUGGAGGACAUCGGUGACCGUACCUCCACACCCUCCUCACCCACCUGCCAGAUGGGUCAUACGCGAGCAAUCAGUAUCACUGAUUACACUGACGAAGAGACGGAUGGUCGGCGGCUAUUUCGAGCCUUCCAACGGCGCCAGUUUCGACCCCCGAGUGACUCUGAGCGGCACGACGGUGGUGGCAGCACCAGUACCGCCACACACGACUACCAAGAGACGGAGGAGGACGUGUAUGAGGUGUGUAACUCUGGAGGGAGUCCUGUGCAGCAUAGCCAAGGUAACUCGCCGGUCGUACUGUUGAAGCACCACGUGUACCAGAGCAUCGAGUCCCUCGCCUCCCGCCUCUCCUCCACACGCUCCAUCAAGACGCCCGCCACGGAGGAAACUCUGGAUGACGGCGAGCUGCAGUUCUACGGCUCACGUCACGGAGAGCCUAUCUAUGGUGUCCGCAACUCCCGCCUCUUCCACUCGAUGAACGGGGCCUUCGUUAGCCGAAACAGGAGCGAGGGCGUAGUUGACCCGCCGGUCAUUAUACGCAAGGGCAGGGCCGUGGAACUGACGGAAGAAAUGUUUAGAGGAACGCUCGACCGUAAACUGUCAGCUCAAGAUUUGGAGGAUAACCAUCAGAACAUGACCUUCCACACCACCCUCCUGCCAUCCUCCCUUCAUCAGGAGGAUCGUCUCUACUUCCAUAACACCGUCUCUUCUACAGAGUCACGGGAGGUCCACUCAUAUGAGAAUGACAGCGAGAUCUAUGGCACACGCCAAGAAAUUCGCGAGGAAAUUCUCCAGGCUUCCCGUGAACAGCUUGAUGUUGAAAAUCUGGAGGAAGAUUUGGUUAAAAAUUCGUCCUCAGUGGCUGCCACAACACCUUCGGGGGAGGACGAGGAGGCCAAGGAUGGGACGUCGACGGCCAAGAUCAAGAGGGUGCAAAAACUGGGGGUGUCCAUCUUGGGCAACAACAACGACAUGAUGAUCCGUGAACUGAAGCUCAAAUUGAGACGCAGGUUUAACCCAGAUGAUGACAGCGGUGGCGAGGAAGAGGAGGCCGCCGAGAAGCCUCUAGUGAAUCCUCAAACCUCCGACAAGGGACCUCUAACAACCACUAUCUCGACCGACUCCAUCAACUCGGUGGCACUGAAGAGGGAGCAGCUAGCCCCUCACAUGAGCAAGAUAUUUGGCUCGCUGUACGAGAGGCGGCGUCAAAACAUUGAGACUGGGGUAAGUAGCAAAGAGGAGAUCAUAUGUACAGAAGGUGAAUCUGAAGGACAUGGACCAACAAAGUCAGACAUCAAGAAAGACACUAAGGAGGAAAAACAGGAAAAGAACGAGAAAGAGAAGGAUAGGGAGAUGAUUACGGUACAAAGGGCUGACGGGGGCGUGGAACAAUUAUAUUUGCCCACGCCAGACUACACGCCAUUCUCCACGCUACCGAGAGAGGACAGUAACCGCGCCAUUCUGGCUUUUGACGAUCUCAUGGAUCACCAACUGGCCCAGGAUGAAGACUACAGUUUUGACCUGGCCGACCUGGCCAAGUUUGUCCACGAGCACAUCUCCAGGAACAAGAGCCUCUACUCGGAUCCCGGCGGCAUCGACGCCUCUCUCACACCUGUUGCCCAGGCGAAGCAGAGGGCGUCGGUGGCGUGGAUUGUGCAGAAGGCCCACAAGAACAAGGUGCCCGGAGACCUUCAAGACCCCUACUACCGUGACUAUGAGGGGGCAGAACACCUUAAACCGGGCAUUGUGCACCGGCUGGCCAAUGCAGACCUGUACUGCUCUGCACUGGCCAACAUUUACGGUGACCCAAACUUCCACAACCUUAGCCACUGGAACAUCAUACAGGCCUUGGCCAGGAAGGGGGUUUAUGUUGCCGAGCCCACAGAUGUUGCCCUCACUGAGACAGUACUCAUCCAGGUCACUCCCAUCAAAAUGUCUGCUCAUUUGGCUGUGAUAGAGGCUAUGAUGGCCCUGUACAUCAGGGAGGUGGUGGUAGCAGAUCGAGCAGUCACGGUGCUACAGCGUGUCAGUGGUGGUGUAAUGCCUGAUCGCACUCCACAAGACCAGGAGGAAGCGCUUGUGCUCUGGAUCAGUCAUGUCACGCUGGCCUUACAAGAGCGAAUACAUCAACAGGUUCAUUCUCAGGACCAGGAGAUGCCAGUUUUUCCCCGCAUCCAAGACCUGAGCGAUCUGAGUGAUGGCAUCGGUCUGGCUGCUCUCGUAGCCUUCUACUGUCCCCAGGAACUCCCAUGGGGAGAUAUAGCAGUUGCUGAUCCUCCCUCCAUUGCUGAUUCACUAUAUAACAUUGGUCUGGUCAUUAGAUUUUGCCAAGAGAGCCUCCCAUACAACCCGUGUCUCCUAACCAAAGAAGACAUUGUAUAUAUGCAUAGCUCAGUGAAGCAGAAUGUGCUGGCCUUCGCAGCAGAGCUAUUUUUUCUUCUAGAGCUGGAACCUGUCUCGUGCGUGUCACUGCCAGGUACGAAGAAGACAUCCACAAAAUUUAUCCAGCUCUCUUCCCCAGGUGGUGGUGGGUGCAGCGGUUGGAGUGGGUACCAACGGAGUAUGAAGGUCAUCCCUGACCUUCGAGCGAGCCUCUCACCCUCCUCGGCCCACUCCACCGCCUCCUCCUCCUAUUCUUCCGCCCGGUCUUCCUCCCAUUCACAGCAUUCACAGCAACGAUCGCCCUAUUCCACGCUAAGAGGUCGGGGAGGAGUCAAAUCACCAUCCUCAGGGGGAAGCGGAUCAGGAUCAGGGACGGGGACCGGGUUGAGACGACAACAAUCCCUGACGGAGCGUGACCGGCUACGCAGGGAUCGAGUCUCCGUCCAUGAGGAUGAAGAGGGGGCAUGCGGGGGGUUCAACUGGGGGUCUAUAUACCCUCAAUGGUGGUGGUCUUGCAAUCAUGAGGUGACAGACCGCGACUGCAUAUACUGCUGGAGACAAUACCAGUCACAGACCUUCGGUGAUCAGUACUCGUACUAUCUGGCCUCAGCCCACACCUGCCAGCCCACCCGGCAGGAGCUGACCCCUGCCGUUGGGACGAACCAUGGCAGGGGGUACCCGCAGGGCCUCGGCUACAACAUACCCGUUAGAGACGGCCCCCACUACCCUCUUCCACCCAGUCAUGGCCUGUCACAUGAACGUGUAAGGGCACGGGCCAGUCACCCAGCCCAUUUACAGGACUAUGGAAUGAAAACUGCUGGAGCCCCCAGUGUACGGCGGUCACACUCUAUGAAUUUAAAUGACAUGACGGACAUUAGAUCAAGGGUGGAGCAGAGAACAGACAAGUCUGAGAAUGCACCAUCCUCCUACAACAGUGACUAUGGUGGCAGGGACAGCUCAAUGAGUGAUGGCCAAGAGGGUGACUUUGUUGUACAAAGAUCACGAGGACUUGCCACUCUCAGUGACAUGAUGCGCGCAGUGUCUCCGAGACCCUCACAAGAAUUAGAUGCGCCGUACUCCUCCAGAUCUACUACCAAAGAAAAAUAUAACAUGGACAGUAAAGAAGAAGAAUUAGGUGAGAGGAGUAGAGGGCUCAGUCGGCGUGGGAGCUUUAAUAACUCUCACCCUGAUCUCCCAGCCGCCGGUAUGCCCUCUCGCUAUGAAGAGAGACCACAUGGCCGUUCAAGAUCUCGUCGCAAUUCAAUUAGUGCAGAGGACUCCCAGUUAACAAUAGAAAAUUUUGGUGGAAGCCAAGACAACUUAAAUUACAUUUCCAGAAAUCCUGAUAAAGAACCUUUUGUACACACUGGUAGAAGGGAGAGUUCGAACUUGGAAGGGUCACAUCUGCGGGACUCUCGAGAGGGCAGUGCGAGGCCUGAAUCUCGGAGCAGUCGUGAGCGAAGCGUUGAAAGGCGGUUAGACUUCCAUCGUGGUAGCAUUGAGGAGUUAGAUAAUCGGUUGGUAGAUAAAUUAGAAAGAGAAGCUCUGGAACGUGAGAAACGUGAGCCUUCCCAAUAUACGAGCAAAGAAAGAUUGAUAGUGCUAGACCCUAGAAAAAGUUCAAUGGAGGUAAUGGACUCUGGAAGUGAGAGUGACGUUUCAUUUGAUAGAGAAAAGCAAAUGGUAAAAGCUACUAGUUUUGCUGAGCUUUCAAAAUUAAAAGAACAGCUUCCAGGAGGUAUUAAUAUUAUUUACAUGCAAUCAGACAAGGAUGAUUCGUCCAGGAGGAGUAGUAGUAAAGGUUCAGAGAAGAAGACCACCUUUGCUGCCUUGCCCAAUCAGACCACUUGGAAGCAACAGAGUGCCCAAAGUCACUCUGAUGAUAAUAAAUCUGUUACAGAUGAAAACAUGGAACCACAAGUCAUGGCCUCAGAACUCCACAACGUUAGACUAAAAUUAGAGGAGAAACGUCGGAGAAUAGAGGCAGAGAAGAGAAAAAUGGAACAGGCAAUGAAUAAACAACGGCAAAAGCUAGGCAAGGAAGCAUUCAUGCAAGCUGUUGUGAAAGGGGGAAAGGGGUCCUCUACGGGAUCCUCAACCCCCACCACGUCAGAGCCAGAUGCUUUGGACACAAUGGUAGAUUCAGUGGAACAAUCCUUGCCAAAGCAUCCCUCCUCUCUUACCACCACUGCUACUCCAUCUAAUCCAGACUUAUCGCUGAAGGUAACCGAUAUAGGGUCUGAUGUGAACAGUUUGUCCAGACGAUGGUUGGAGGGGGAACAGCAGACGGAAGAGUUGCGCACCCCGGACCUUGACACCAUGGACUACGACCAAUACCACCAGUCUCUGACACAUGGGGAGAGUGGUUUGGAGGGCUCUCGACGCUCUUCCUUGGACCACCCUUAUGCUGUACAGUUGCGGCGGAGAUCCUACGUAGGCCGAGAUCCUAGAGAGCGAGCCUCCCGAGAUCCAAGAGUGGACCCACGUCGAAUGAGCCUGUACCUGGAGCCUGGCACCUGGCGUUCUGCUAACGAUCCUGGAACACUACCUCUGACACCCCCGCGUCGCGUCUCCAUGGGCCCAGACUCUUUUACACCACCUUACAGGAUGACCGACUCCCUUACCGAGAUCCAGAGCGACAUCCAGCGCCUGUCACACCAGCAGCAGCAGAUUCAAAGCCUUAUGCACAACGGAAUGAAUCCACCAACCAACCAGGCUAUGCAACAACAGCCACCUCAUGGGCAAUUUUAUCUCCAUGACCAGCAGGGCAGCCCAGUGCGACGUAUGUGGGGCCAGCAGUCGGGCAGUGAUGGUUAUUCGUCCAUGUCACCAGCCACCAGACGUGCCCAGUGGGGGCCAGCCAGACCUAUGAUGCCCCAGAGUGACUAUAUGAUGGCUGGCCAACAUCCCCCCAACUAUUAUCCUGGUUACCAGAUGACCCACCCUGGCCAGAUGCCUCCAUUGAGCCAAGUGAACACUCAACAACCCCAGAUGGGUAGCAGCACAGGCCAUGGCUUCAUGCUUCACAGCCAAACACAGUCCCUACCUCCUCAAGCUAUGUACCAGAAUGGCCAAGGAUUUUAUAGUCCUGAGCAUCAGUUCAGAGGGUAUCCUCCCAAUGCACAAACAUAUGGUCCCAGUGACCAACAAAGACAAAUGGGCCAGACACCACCCUUCAGAUUACACGGGGAAGGCACAGGUGGAGAUGGUUGGGGCCCUGGUGGGGAUGGUCGGGGCCCUGGUGGGGAUGGUCGGGGCCCUGGUGGGGAUGGUCGGGGCCCUGGUGUGGAUGGUCGGGGCCCUGGUGUGGAUGGUCGGGGCCCUGGUGUGGAUGGUCGGGGCCCUGGUGGGGAUGGUCGGGGUCCAGGAAGCCUCAGGUCCAGUGCUCAAUCUUCUCCAAGCAGACAACCUCCACAACGUCAACAGAAUUCUCCCAGUCCCACUAGGCAGGUGUCUGUUUCUCAUGCCCCAGUUGCUGCCCCACCACCUGAUGACAUGGAGCCACAAAAUGUUUCAUUCAUUAAUUCUACAGAUGGACAACAUGGCGAAAAUCAGAGGGAUGACACUAGUGAUAAAUUAAAAAGGUUAUCCAUCACUUCGGGUAGUAAAACGUAUCGAAUUUCCCAUGAACCAGGCUCACCAACUAGACCUUCUUUAGGAGUGAAAACUUUCAGAGUCCCAACUAAGAAGGGCACCCCAGUUUAUGAUGAUGUAGACCUACCCCAGCCUGCCCCACCACAGAGGUCUCGGACUCCACCGUACCACCAGGAUUUCGGUGGACACGAUUAUGAUGAAGAUGAGUUGGAUAUUAAGGCAGAACCUCUUCAAGAGGGUCCAAAAGUUGAUAAAGGGUUUUACAUAUCUUUUGAAAGUGAUAUUGUCCCAAGAAAACCUAAACCCCAAUUACGUACUAAGAAAAUGUCUCGAAAAAAUUCCAGUCCCUCAACUCCAGCAACGACACCCAGCAGAGAAGAUCUUCCUGUUGUACCUGUGUGUGUGGCCAUUCAGGACCGACCCAGUCGGAUCUCCUAUGGUUCGUUUGAUGCUCAGCGUGGCAGCAUGACCCAAGCCCAUAGCCCCAGCAUGGCCCAAUCACCUUUUACUAUCAGUAGUCUACAGUCAAGUUCAAAGAGUGGCUGUCCUUCACCCCAAACAAAUGGGCUCUCCUAUAACUCUCCUUCGGAGACUGAACGGGAGGAGGAGCAUGAACCUCAUCCCGAGGUGCCUUUAGAAAAAAUGGCACCCUUUACUAGUAAGAAGCGACUAACAGAAUCCACUUCUGGCAUGGCCAUUGUCAUUGGGGAUGACGUAACCAACAAUAAGAAUUCGACUGCAUCAGAGAUGGAGAAGAAGAAGGAACGCCUCAUGAUGAUGUCCAUGAAGCGGAAACAGGAACAGGAGGAGGCAAGAUUAAAGAAAGAGAUGGAGGCCCAAGAGAAACGAGAAGCAGAAAAAUUUAAAGAGGAAGAGAAAUUACGAAAGAAGGAGGAAGAAAAAGCAAGAAGGCAAAUUAUUCUAGACAGAUAUAAAGUCAAGAAGGCCAUGGAGGAAGCAGAGAAAGAGGGUCGGUACUAUGAACCUCCACCCGGGAUGAGUCCGGACCCCCCUAGUUCUUCACAUGGAAAAGCAUCAGUUCGCUUAAGAAGUAAGCCACCUGGGGGCAGUAGACCGCGGCCCAAGACUAUGGCUGGAUCAUCAGUGUCAGAUGCCACAGAUGGGGAACUAACACCUAGUCGAGGCAAAAAAGGGAGCUCACAGAACAUUGCUGGUGAGGUUGGGAGGAGAGGCGAAGGCGGCGGAUCUGGCAGCAUGAGGAAGAGCAGCGGGCGAUGGGGGUCGUCACAAUCGCUCUCACGUGCAGCUGGCUCUCGCGGAUCCAGUGGCAGCCUAGCCGGAGACUAUCCCAGCACGACCCGCACCCUGGACCGCGGCCACACAGGCAGACGUCCCACCUCUGUUAUUGGGUACUCCUCAAUCGGCCGAGGGGAUGGCAGGAAAGCUUCACUUUAUGGCUCCCAAAGUGAUGGCCUCAAUUAUGGUGGGGGUUACCGUGUGCAUGAGGCGCGGCGACCCAGUCUCGCCCUGGAAGGUGCUGGCUCUAGGCUGAGGCGAGGAUCUGCCUCCUACAACAGUGGCAGUCCAUCUGCAGGAUACAGGAAGUACCGGUCAACUGGCAAUCUGAGUGGUCAAAGUGAGCAUGACAGCCUGGUGUACCACAUGAGUGAGGAUAGUGGCUUGGGUCGUGCCACUCCACCCCGCCGUGCCCCCUCCCCAGGGAUGGCACGUCACUUGCCCUCACCAUCUGGUCCUGGUUCCCUACCUCCUGGUCUAUUCUGUAAAAGACGGCAAGGCGGGUUUGAUGAUGCAGCCAGUGAUAUCUCGUCCACUGCAAGUUCCACUAUGGACUAUUUUGGUCCAAAACUAUUUAAGCAGCCAACUGCCAAGUCCAAUCGAACAAUCAUCCUCAAUGCAGUUGAGUACUGUGUCUUUCCGGGCAUGGUGAACCAGACUGCCAAACACAGAGUCCUCGAAGAAAUAGCACGUUCUGAAUCGAAACACUUCCUUGUCUUAUUCAGAGAUGUUGGUUGCCAGUUCCGAGCCAUAUAUUCCUUUAACCCAGAUACAGAAGAGGUCUGCAAGCUGUAUGGCACAGGCCCUAAACAAGUCAAUGAUAGGAUGUUUGACAAAUUCUUCAAAUACAACUCAGGAGGAAAAUGCUUCUCUCAAAUUCACACUAAGCAUUUGACUGUUACUAUUGAUGCUUUCACCAUCCACAAUUCUCUCUGGCAGGGCAAGCGUGUGAACCUCCCUUCCAAAAAGGACAUGACACUCGUAAUUUAAGUUUCUUGGUAAACCAGCUUCUCGUUUACUAAACCCACAGACAGUAUAUUUUGGUACUCUUACAUGUGCUGUGAGAAUAUGUCUGAUGUGGCUCUGCUGCUCCAAUUGGGCUCUCAGUGAGAAAUUUAUGAGCAUUUUUAUACAAAGUUUAAUUCUGAAUAUAGAUCAUUGUAUUAUUUUGCUUGAAAGAAAAUUCUCGUGUGGGCCUGCAUAGUGUCGAGAUGCUGAUUUUUUCUUUUGUAUUGAGGAAGUCCUCUCAACGGGUGAAUUUUUUUUAGGAUAAACAUGCCAUUUGUGUGAGACAGCAAGCCUUUUCCUCAGCCUUUGCUCACACAAUUAUUUCCCCCAAUAAACAGCCUUAAAGCAUUUAAAGGUUUUGGUUGUGGCUUUGUUGGUCAGUAUAACCAAUUAGUCAGGUUGUUUACAAACAAGAAUUUGUUAGUGGCUCAUCCUUGACCCUUAUAGGGGUUGGUGAUCUAAGUAAAAGUUUAAGUUAUCUGGCAGCCUUCCCAGUGUGCUGGGAGCAAUUUUCAAAGAAUGAGGGGGGGAUAGGAAAAAGUUUUAUCAGGAUGGGGAAUAAAGUUUAUGGGUCUGAAAAUUAUGUUUAUUAUGGUAAGGAAAUUGCCAUCAACUUCUAUUAUGGCUGGAAUUGGAAGUUGACUUCAUAUCCUGCCAUUAGCAGCCUUCACAAAAUGCUCUGUUAAACUUCAUUGUUGGAAAGUGCCCCAUUACAAGCCAAAUAUGAUUGUUCUCAAAACCGAAGACUUCUAGAAAAUUAUGGCUAGGUUAGUACGUGUUAGGAUCUCUCAUUUUGAAUUUGCCAUUACCUGUAGGGGGUGCCAUAAUGUCAGACUUGAAAGUGAAUGUGAUGAUUGUUACUUAAUUACAAAGGUCCUUGCAACCAUUAGAAUGCAAACAUCAGGAUGAAGUUGAAGAUGUGAGAUCAGCAGGGCACAUACUUUGUUUGCAGUGUUAACUAAUGCAAUUCCAUAUAACAUUCGCUUCUCGUACUAAAUCUGUGAUUCUUGUGAUCGUUAGGUAAGACUUGCAUCAGGCGUAUGUAAGUAGCAUCUCCAUGUAUUUUUAGAAUGUACGUAGCUUACUGGAAGAGAGACAACAACUAAGACUGAAAAAUACCUGGGUUGGAGCUAAGCCUUGCUUGCAUAAUCCUGACGAUACAAUUAAUUCCGACUUGUCUAGAUAUAAACUAUAGUGUUGAACUUGUAUAUAUUAGAAUGUGAUAGGGGAAAUGAUGUUGGAUGUGUAAACAUUCCCAUUUUUCCCAAAUACUCACAAAGAGACUGUAUAUCUGAACAAAAGAUUUCCAUAAGUUUGAAGAGUUUCCAUAGCUUUUGUACUAAGGAAUGUUUUUGUGUGUCACUUGUCUUGUAAUUCAACAGUUAACAUGUUGUACUGCUUACAUGACAUCUUUAUUUCUUCAUUGAUAUCAUCUCAUAUGUUAAUACUUCGUUACAUUUUAAAUCCAUUAGAUUAUCUCCAGUUAAAAGAAAUUUGUUACGAUAAAAGCAACAUAGAAAACUUGGACAUUAUUAUUGUGUACUGGAGAGAGGGUGCUCAUACAUUCAAUUAUGUAUAUUAACUAAUGAUGUAUAUGGUAUGAAGAUUAACACAUAACAGCGAAUCUGAUGGCAACUUUCAGAUGUGCUAUAGCCCGUUGUCACACUAAUGGCACACAGUGACCAGUGUAAUCAAACGAAUCCUAUAAUAGAGAUAGCUUUUUUUUAGCUAUAGAAAUGGAGGAUAUUUUUUUGCCACAUCAGUUAUGCUGCAAGUAGUAAAUUUGAACUAUCGACGAGGUUAAGUAGGUCUGUUGUGAGAGUUGUGGUAAGUGUGUGCUUUGAGUGUUACGACAGUCUGGAGCAAACCUUCUGAGUACUUGCCUAGAGCUGUUUGCCUUGAUGCUCAGAGGGAUCCAUCCAGUAGGAAUAAAUAGACAGAUCAAAUUCAUACUGUAAUAGGAUCAUCAAGGUAGCUGGACUAAAGGUAAACUCCCUUCAUAUGAAAGGAUGAUUUGGCUGUGCAUGAUAUGAUGUCUUGGGGCUGUUAAUUGAUGUUCAAUAAGGUUUCUUACACAGGGAAUUUGUACUCCCUUCAGUGAAGCUCAUUGCAUGUAUAUUCUUUGUUGAAGUAAAUGUGUUUGUCAUAAAUGAAACUAUAGUCCAGCUAUUUAACUUUUGCAAUUAUUUUACAAAUUUGUAAUAUUUAAUUUAAACCUGGAUUAAAAAUGUUAAAUGAGAGCUAUAGACAUAUUGUCUGACAAGGAUAGACAAUGUUGGGUCUCCUUGAGUGUCUAGGUAGACAAAUUAUCCCUUGCUGACUCCACUUGCUUUGGUUUAAUGUGACCAUGUGUACAUAUUGUUUUAUAUUUAUUCCCAACAUCUCAAAUGGGGUGGGCUUAUAGAAAACUCCCAUGUCUGCUUGUUAUUAAUGAUAACAAUAAAUUCAGUCUUUUUUCA